Molecule: messenger RNA, 2746 nt
Organism: Cylas formicarius (sweet potato weevil)
Lineage: Eukaryota; Metazoa; Arthropoda; Insecta; Coleoptera; Brentidae
Gene: Mcm2
Product: DNA replication licensing factor Mcm2
Exons: 11
Coding region: 147-2741 (864 amino acids)
Biological process (GO): DNA replication; mitotic DNA replication initiation; double-strand break repair via break-induced replication
Cellular component (GO): MCM complex; nucleus
Molecular function (GO): single-stranded DNA helicase activity; ATP binding; single-stranded DNA binding
Source: RefSeq, a predicted model, not a curated record
UUGCGUAAUGACAUUUUAUUUCGCGCCAAAAAUUAAGAUCGGUAAACACGAUUAGAGACCUUGGUGGGAAACAUUUGCUGUGCACUGUUUUGUAUUUUUUGUUUGUUUUGAGUAAUAACAAUUACUGUUGGCUACAACUAUAUAAAAUGCCCGGAACUCCCUUAGAAGAAUCACCCCCGGCCUCUCCAAGAGAACCCUUUGAAGAUGAAGCAUUACUAGGAGAUGAAGAUCUCAAUGUGAAUAUGGAGGAGGAGGAUGGAGAAGAAUUGUUUGGAGAUAACAUGGAAAAUGAUUAUCGUCCUAUGCCACAUUUGGAUCAUUACGAUGAGCGGAUAUUGGAUGACGAGGACUAUGAUGCUAUGUCAAUUGAUGCCCGUGUGGCAGCAGAAGAAGAAAUGCGGAGAAGAGAUCGUGAGAUGGGCAUUUUGAGAAGAGAUGAUAGAGAAUUGUUUUAUGAUAGAGAUGAUGAGGAUGAUCCAAGGCAAAGAAGAAAACAGGCAGAAAAGGCUGCCACUGGUGUAAUAGAUGAUGAAGAAAUGAUUGAGUCAAUCGAAAAUUUGGAAGACACCAAGGGUUAUACAAUAAAAGAUUGGGUUGUGAUGAUGGGUCCUAGAACGGAAAUUGCCAAUAGAUUCAAAAACUUCUUGAGAACCUAUGUCAAUAGUCGAGGACAAUACAUCUAUAAAGAAAAAAUAAGGAGAAUGUGUGAAAAUAACCAAUCCAGCUUUACUGUUGAAUUUCCAAAUCUAGCAAACAAGGAGCAUGUGUUAGCUUACUUUUUACCUGAAGCACCUUUCCAAAUGCUGGAAAUUUUUGACGAAGUAGCAAAGGAUAUUGUUCUUUCCAUGUAUCCAAGUUACAACAGAGUUACAAAUGAAAUUCACAUUAGAAUUUCAGGUUUACCUUUAAUAGAAGAGUUGCGAACUUUUAGAAAAUUGCAUGUUAACCAAUUAGUGAGGACUUUGGGAGUAGUCACAGCGACAACUGGUGUAUUGCCUCAGCUUUCUGUUGUGAAAUUUGACUGUACUAAGUGUGGGUUCAUAUUAGGACCUUUUCCUCAAACACAAGACCAGGAGGUUCAACCUGGUGCAUGUCCUGAGUGCCAAAGCAGCGGACCUUUUACUAUUAAUAUGGAACAAACCUUGUAUCGAAACUACCAGAAAAUAACACUUCAAGAAUCCCCGGGUCGUAUACCAGCUGGUAGAGUGCCACGUUCAAAAGACUGCAUUCUUCUAGCAGAUCUUUGUGACCGUUGCAAACCUGGGGAUGAAGUUGACAUAACUGGAAUUUACACCAAUACUUAUGAUGGCUCCCUUAAUGUUGAUAAUGGGUUUCCUGUGUUUUCUACUGUUAUUUUUGCUAAUCAUUUGGUUGUUAAGGACUGCAAGCAGAUUGUACAGUCUCUGACCGAUGAUGACAUUAGUGCUAUUAUUAAAAUGAGUAAAGAUCACAGAAUAGCGGACCGAAUAAUUGCGUCCAUUGCGCCCUCCAUAUAUGGACAUGACUAUAUUAAAAGAGGGUUGGCUUUGUCUUUAUUUGGCGGGGAACCAAAAAAUCCUGGUCAAAAACAUAAAAUUCGUGGUGAUAUAAAUGUAUUGAUAUGUGGAGAUCCAGGUACAGCCAAGUCUCAAUUCUUAAAAUUUGUGGAAAAAAUUGCUCCUAGAGCGAUAUUUACCACUGGACAAGGGGCUAGCGCUGUUGGUUUAACAGCAUACAUUCAUAAAAAUCCUGUGUCCAAAGAAUGGACUCUCGAAGCUGGUGCCUUAGUAUUAGCAGAUCAAGGUGUAUGUUUGAUUGAUGAGUUUGAUAAGAUGAAUGACCAAGAUCGAACAUCAAUUCAUGAGGCAAUGGAGCAGCAAUCAAUUUCAAUAUCAAAAGCGGGCAUUGUGACUAGUUUGCAGGCAAGAUGUUCAGUGAUUGCAGCCGCUAAUCCCAUAGGGGGCCGUUAUGAUGCGAGUAUGACAUUUGCAGAGAAUGUCAAUUUGACAGAUCCAAUUUUAUCACGUUUUGAUAUACUUUGUGUCGUAAGAGAUGAAGUUGAUCCAAUACAAGAUGAACAUUUGGCCAGGUUUGUAGUGGAUUCACAUAUUCGACAUCACCCUUCAAAGAAGGGUGAUGAUGAAGAGACUGAAAUGAAUGAAAUGCAAGUGCCUCAGGAGAUGUUAAAAAAAUAUAUUGUUUAUGCUAGGCAAAACAUACAUCCGAAAUUGCAAAACAUGAAUCAAGACAAGGUAGCAAAUAUAUAUAGCCAGCUGAGACAGGAAUCUUUAGCAACUGGCAGUCUCCCGAUAACUGUUCGUCAUAUUGAAAGUAUUAUUCGCAUGAGCGAGGCAUAUGCCAGGAUGCACCUUCGAGAAUAUGUUCAGGAAGAAGAUGUGAAUAUGGCGGUAAGGAUGGUGUUAGAGAGUUUUGUUGAAACUCAAAAGUACAGUGUCAUGAAGUCUAUGAGACAGGUGUUCCAAAGGUAUUUGUUGUACAAGAAAGACCAUAGUGAAUUGCUAUUUUAUAUUUUGAGACAGUUGGUGCAGGACCAACUCACAUUUCAACGGGCUACAAAUGAUACUGAAGUUUUAACUAUAGAAAUUGAUGAGAAGGAUCUCAUCGACAAAGCAAAGCAAAUUGACAUCCAUGACCUGAAGCCAUUUUAUCAGAGCAGAAUUUUUGAAAGCAAUCACUUCAGUUUUGAUGCUAAGCGAAAAGUUAUUGUCCAUACUGUGCCGGAAACUUUAACAGAGGAAUAGAUUUU